AUGUCCAACCAAAGUACCGUGACUGAAUUUCUUCUUCUGAGAUUCUCUGAUGUUCGGGAGCUGCAGAUUUUACAUUUUGUGGUGUUUCUAGUGCUUUACCUGAUGUCCCUGCUGGGGAACCUUCUCAUCAUCACAGCCAUAGCCCUUGACCACCACCUUCACAUCCCCAUGUACUUCUUCCUGAUGAAUCUGUCCAUUCUAGACCUCGGCUCCAUCUCUGUCACCAUCCCCAAAUCCAUGGCCAAUUCCCUCAUGAACACAAGAUCAAUUUCUUAUUCUGGAUGUGUCACCCAAGUCUUUUUUUUCUUAUUCUUUGGUUCAGCAGAUUUUGCCAUACUGACUAUCAUGGCAUAUGAUCGAUACGUUGCCAUCUGCCAGCCAUUGCACUAUGAGACAGUGAUGACCAGGAGAGCUUGUGUCCAAAUGGCAGCCAGUGCCUGGAUCAGUAGUAUUCUCUACUCUGCAUUGCACACUGGGAACACGUUUGCAAUAUCUUUCUGUGGAAGCAACAUGGUGGAUCAGUUCUUCUGUGAAAUCCCCCAGCUCCUCAAGCUCGCCUGCUCUGACUCAUACCGCUUUGAAGUUGGAUUUCUCAUCUUUAGUGUGUGCUUAGCCUCAAGCUGCUUUGUUUUCAUAAUUGUGUCAUAUGUUCAGAUCUUCAAAACAGUGCUGAGAAUCCCCUCUGAGCAGGGCCAGCAUAAAGCCCUAUCAACCUGCCUCCCUCACCUCUUUGUGGUUUCCUUGUUCCUUUGUACUGCUGCCUUUGCCUACCUGAAUCCCACCUCCAGCUCAACAUCAGGUCUGAAUCUCUUUGUGGAUGUUCUCUAUUCUGUGUUGUCACCAAUGAUGAAUCCAAUCAUCUACAGCAUGAGAAACAAAGAGAUCAAAGGUGCUCUGAGUAAAUGGAUAGGUUGGAGGUUAAUCACUAAGAACAAAAUGUCCAUAUUUCUCCUUCAAUAG
Molecule: messenger RNA, 960 nt
Organism: Chelonoidis abingdonii (Abingdon island giant tortoise)
Lineage: Eukaryota; Metazoa; Chordata; Testudines; Testudinidae
Product: olfactory receptor 14A16-like
Biological process (GO): G protein-coupled receptor signaling pathway
Cellular component (GO): membrane
Molecular function (GO): olfactory receptor activity; G protein-coupled receptor activity
Source: RefSeq, a predicted model, not a curated record